AGGAGAGUCCUGAAUUUCGCUCGGAAAACUUUGGAGAGCUUCUCGCUGGAACUGGAACUACCCCACGUUAACUGUGCAAUUUAUUGUCUGUGUGCGUGCGUGCUUGUGCCGUUGUUGCGAACGUAAACGUCCCCGAUUUAGGCGUGAAAGUGAAAAAGCGACAGAAAACAACAUCUCGUGAAAAUAUUGUAUCCCACGAUCAGUGACGUAUCAAACCACUACCAACGAAGUGUAAACCUCGUUCCUCCAGCGCAAUUAUCAAGAUGUUUUCCUCAAACCUUGCCCUGCUCGUCGUCGUCGUCGUUGGUUGCAGUUUGUACGGCAUCGCUCACGGAACCGUUGUUGAGUCAUGCGGAUCGACACGCACGUUGGUGCCGAUCGAGGAAAACACGGUCGACAUAAGCAACUGUGAAGUUGGUCCGUGCAAGUUGAAACGCCGUACCGCCGUUAGCAUCAACCAGAAGUUUACUCCGACGGAGGAUAUCAAGAGCCUCGAUACGACCGUGUUUGCGAAGAUCGUGGGCCUUCCGCUGCCGUUCAUCGGUGUCGACGGUACCAGCGCCUGCCCGUUCCUGUUCGCCGAAGAUGGCGAAACAAAGCUCGGUUGCCCGCUGAAGGCCGGUGUCCCGGUGACGUACAAGCGAAGUUUCGACGUGCUGGAAAUCUAUCCCAAGAUCCCGAGCAUGACCAUCCACUGGGAGCUGCAGGCGAAGGGUGGUCGGUCGAUUACCUGCUUCGAGGUUCCGGCCAAGAUUGUGUAAGAUCGUGAACCGGGUACUGGUGGAAAGAUGUUUGUUGCCAAUGUGAUGUGCUAGCCAGGGUUUUAGUUUUAUUAAUAUCUCUGCGACGAAGAUGCACUGAUAAAUAAUUGACAAAUUUUACAGCCAA
Molecule: messenger RNA, 888 nt
Organism: Anopheles coustani
Lineage: Eukaryota; Metazoa; Arthropoda; Insecta; Diptera; Culicidae
Gene: Npc2b
Product: ecdysteroid-regulated 16 kDa protein
Exons: 4
Coding region: 264-761 (165 amino acids)
Biological process (GO): intracellular cholesterol transport
Molecular function (GO): sterol binding
Source: RefSeq, a predicted model, not a curated record